This is a messenger RNA of Tympanuchus pallidicinctus (lesser prairie-chicken), 1220 nucleotides long. It is a transcript of the gene TPM4, whose product is annotated as tropomyosin 4. Gene Ontology annotation, molecular function: actin filament binding. Gene Ontology annotation, cellular component: actin filament. Gene Ontology annotation, biological process: muscle contraction; actin filament organization. The transcript has 10 exons. Lineage: Eukaryota; Metazoa; Chordata; Aves; Galliformes; Phasianidae. Bases 182 to 985 code for a protein of 267 amino acids. The record is from RefSeq and is a predicted model, not a curated record.
AGGCCCAAGGAUCUGGGUUUUGUCCAGGGGUCUCCAGGUUUAAAGCUCCCUGCAGCCGCUUCAGCUCAGUUUCCCUGUGACUCGGCUGGGCACGACUUCUUUCUCUGCCCCAAAAACAUAAAGCUUUACUCUUCAGAACUCUUUUGGCUGUGUGAGAAACUCAGCCUGUCCUUCAGCAAAAAUGGAAGCUAUCAAGAAAAAGAUGCAGAUGUUGAAGCUGGACAAGGAGAAUGCAAUUGAUAGAGCAGAGCAGGCUGAAACGGAUAAGAAGGCAGCUGAGGACAAAUGCAAGCAGGUCGAAGACGAGCUGGUAGCUCUGCAGAAAAAAUUGAAAGGAACCGAAGAUGAGCUGGAUAAAUACUCCGAGGCUCUGAAAGAUGCCCAGGAAAAGCUGGAGCAGGCUGAAAAGAAGGCCACGGAUGCGGAAGGCGAGGUGGCGGCGCUCAACAGACGCAUCCAGCUGGUGGAAGAGGAGCUGGACCGGGCCCAGGAGCGCCUGGCCACAGCCCUGCAGAAACUGGAGGAGGCCGAAAAAGCGGCGGAUGAGAGCGAGAGAGGAAUGAAAGUUAUUGAGAACAGAGCAAUGAAAGAUGAAGAAAAAAUGGAAAUUCAGGAAAUGCAGCUGAAGGAGGCCAAGCAUAUUGCUGAGGAGGCCGACCGCAAAUAUGAAGAGGUUGCCCGCAAGCUGGUGAUUCUGGAGGGGGAGUUGGAAAGAGCUGAAGAGCGCGCAGAGGUGUCUGAAGUUAAAUGUAGUGACCUUGAAGAGGAGUUGAAGAAUGUUACAAACAACCUGAAGUCUUUGGAAGCUCAAUCUGAAAAGUACUCGGAAAAGGAAGAUAAGUAUGAAGAGGAAAUCAAGAUUCUCUCUGACAAGCUCAAAGAGGCUGAAACUCGUGCCGAGUUUGCUGAGAGAACAGUUGCCAAACUGGAGAAGUCCAUUGAUGAUCUGGAAGCUUUGGGGCUUUCUUUCCUUAUAACCCGCUGAAAAUACAGCAGUGAUGACGCUACAAACUCGCUCAAGCAAAGGAGGAGAACCUGGGGCUGCACCAGACGCUGGACCAGACGUUAAACGAACUGAACUGUAUAUGAAGCCGAGCGGAACCCCGCGGCCCGAACGCGCCGCCCGCCCUCAGCGCGUCCCCGCCGCCCCCAGCGCUCCGACACACCGGAGCCCAGCGCGGUUCCGCGGGGCGCCGCGCGCAUUAAACGCUUUUCUCGCA